Schizophyllum commune H4-8 is the source of this 1468-nucleotide messenger RNA. RefSeq lists its product as uncharacterized. The coding region runs from base 426 to 1355 and encodes 309 amino acids. Lineage: Eukaryota; Fungi; Basidiomycota; Agaricomycetes; Agaricales; Schizophyllaceae. The transcript is spliced from 2 exons. The record is from RefSeq and is a predicted model, not a curated record.
UGAUCUCGCCCGUGCGCAUGCUCUGGUUCGCGGCGGAGAGCUGGGGGCGGCGGCGGCGGGCGAAGAUCAUGAACGCGUUCAUGGGGCGCUUCGGGGUGCCGUCCGCGUUGAGUGUCUGCGCGAUGAGCGCGGCGUUGGGUUCGGCCUCUAGCAGACGUUAUGUUAGUGGGCGCGGGGGGGAGAGGGGAGCGCACCCGUGUGGUGCGCGUCUCGCGCGUCUCCGCGAGGAUCGGGGGCUGCGGGGACGUCUCGCGGUCCGGCCUGGGCAUCACGAGCGUCAUCGUCGCUGGCGGGGCGUGCGGGGGAGGGGGCGCGGCUCAUAGGCUCGCGGGGGGAGGCAGGAGGGAGACGGAGAGCGCGCGGGUGGUGGAGGCUAAGUAUGUGGCCGCGCAGAUGUCGCCGGUUUCCUUUCCCAGCGCGCGGCGAUGUUGACGUACGGGCGUGCGCCCGGGCCAGUCCCAGAACGGGCGCGGGGGGCGACCCGGCUCGCCAUCUCGCCGCUCAGAUCUCGCGAACCGUGGGUGGGGAAGCGGUCAGGUGUGUCCGCGCACAGGCACCGUCACGACGGACACAAACGAGACCAUCACCCCCUCGUCGUCUCUUCCCUCUCCCGCGGCGGCAGCACCAGCAGCACCGUCCCCGGCGCCCGCCCCAGCAUACACUCUGGCGAGAAUAUCGCGAACGUCUGCCGACCAACUCCCAGCCCAGCACUCGAAGGCGCUCGCCCAGAUCACCAGACCUCUCGCCCGGAGACAUCACCUCAAUUCAACCGCGAUCACCAUUGCGGCCCAUCACCGUGCAUGUCUGUCACUCGUCCAUCACGAGAAUGUCGGCGGUGGCGGCUCUCGAAACAAGGUGGAGGCGACGAGCAGCGGACGCGCUGGCACCUGUUUUCCGGGAGUACUCGCCUGCUUCCCGGGCUCGGAAGCUCGGUGCUCGAGAACCUGUUUUCGCUCGAGCACUUGUUUCUCGCGCUCGGCAGCUCCAGCACCGGAUCCCUCUCCCUGUCCUCGCUUCACGGCGCGUCGAUCAUCGUCCUAGGCGCCCCGGGUGGCGCGCGAGGGGUGUUUGGCGCUACCGGGGGCGCGUCUCGCGCUACCGGGAGCUCCUCGUGCGUCGAUGUCGGGUCUCCGCCCUCGACGUCGGCUCCUCGACCUGCGGUGGCGCGGCUCGCUCCAGGUGCUGCGGCAGGACCCCGAUUCCUGACUCCUCUCGCUGGUUCUGGUGGAUUAUCUCGGGUCGUUGACUACUCAGCUUGUCGCAGUCGUACUUUGGAUCCCAUACUUCUCGAUCCAUCAGGUUGCAGCGCUCUCUGGCUCUGUUCCCGACGUACUGUUUCGUGUCAUCAACGAUGAACCUUUCCAUUUUCGUUCUCCAGGCAAAUUCCCAUCCGUCUCAGGCCCUCCAUCUUCUCGUUUUGUUCUCGCAGGCCUUCAUCUUUUCGUUCUGUUCUCGCAUUCUGACGGCG